Folsomia candida is the source of this 2524-nucleotide messenger RNA. It is a transcript of the gene sea, whose product is annotated as putative tricarboxylate transport protein, mitochondrial. Gene Ontology annotation, biological process: mitochondrial citrate transmembrane transport. The transcript is spliced from 7 exons. Bases 746 to 1690 code for a protein of 314 amino acids. Lineage: Eukaryota; Metazoa; Arthropoda; Collembola; Entomobryomorpha; Isotomidae. The record is from RefSeq and is a predicted model, not a curated record.
ACUAGGCUUGCAACCAACUUUCGUUCCACCAAAAAGUGGAGAAAGUGAGAGUGGAGAAAGUGAGAGUGACAUAGAAAGCACUGGGUGAAAACAAGGUGGACCGGCCCAGCUCAAAAAUUUCAGAUUUAUUGUCCUUCUUCGACCAACCCAUCGCACUGCACAAAAAUAUCAUCAUCAUCAUCCCGUCGUCGUCGAAAUCUCACUUGUCGUGACGCAAAGUAGGACAUUAGUUAACUUAUCCGACUAAAUAUAUCAUCCACGAGCGUAACACUGUAUGCAAAACUGAGCCAUAAGCCGGCGUGAUCCAUCUGUUAUAUUAUUAUCAUCACGUCAUAUAGCAGUCAUAAAGCGUGAAGAAAAAGAAGACUAACUAGUUUUCCAUUCCAUAUAUCCAGUCGAAUUGAACCAUCCAUAAGUUUAGUUAGUUGGUUGGCUCACGAGGACAAGGACAAGGCCAUCAUCGACUAGCACGAGAGCAGCAACAGAGCACUCUUCACGCACGAAGAUAGACAGGAAUAAGACCAGCCAGUCAAUCAAUCAUCAUCGUCAUCAUCGGCACAAAAGGUUCAGCGUGCAGUUCAGCUAAAAAAGUCGUCCAAGAAAUUCCGUCAACUUGGCAAGGAUUUCUUACCUGGUCGUUCUUCCUGUGGGCGUGUGGGCAGUUUCGAUUUUUGGGUGGGUAAGACAACGGCUCCGUGAAUUGAUCUCGAUUAAGAGGGAGGAUUUAAUAUUGUCAUAAAUUAUCAUGGAUCGCCUCGGGAGUCCGUACACCCACCGGCCCUGGAUGAAGAAGAACGGUGCUGCGGCUGCGGCAGGGGGAGGAGCAAGCAUGGGUCUGAAGGGAAUCGUUGCGGGCGGAAUUACGGGAGGAAUCGAAAUCUGUAUAACAUUUCCAACCGAAUACGUCAAAACGCAGUUGCAGCUGGAUGAGAAGGGGGCAGCCAAGAAGUACACCGGGAUUGUGGACUGUGUGAAGAAGACGGUGAAAAGUAAUGGAUUUUUUGGACUUUAUCGAGGACUUAGUGUCCUCUUGUAUGGGUCCAUUCCAAAAUCGGCAGUCAGAUUUGGUGCAUUCGAGGAGCUAAAAAAAUACAGUGUGGAUUCCAAAGGAAACUUGGGACCAGGCCAACGACUCCUUUGCGGUCUCGGGGCUGGAGUAGCUGAAGCAAUUUUCGCCGUAACACCGAUGGAAACCAUCAAAGUAAAAUUUAUCAACGAUCAGCGAUCUGAAAAGCCCAAAUUCAAAGGAUUUUUCCAUGGAGUUCGUGAAAUCAUUCGUUCCGAGGGUAUCGGAGGAUGUUAUAAAGGUGUUUCCGCCACCAUAAUGAAACAGGGAAGUAAUCAAGCAAUCCGUUUCUAUGUGAUGGAAACUUUGAAAGACUGGUAUCGGGGUGGGGAUCCGAAAGCACCUGUACCGAAAUUAGUCGUCGGAGCCUUUGGUGCUUUUGCAGGGGCCGCCUCCGUCUUUGGAAAUACUCCAAUUGACGUUAUAAAGACGAGGAUGCAGGGUUUGGAAGCUGCCAAGUAUAAGAACACUCUGGACUGUGCAGCACAAAUCUGGAAGAACGAGGGCCCCAAGGCAUUCUACAAAGGAACGGUUCCUCGAUUGAGUCGUGUUUGUCUAGAUGUGGCGAUCACUUUCAUGAUUUAUGACUCAUUUAUGGAUUUGUUCAACAAAUUCUGGAAGUAAACCUGCCCAACACAACAAGAAGAAAUGCCCCUGCCGCAGCCGUAAAUAGUUUCUAACCUACAGUACAGAACAUAGUCUCUCCAUUAAAUGCGGGGAAAGGAACAAAGCGCCGUCAUUACAUUUAUUUUACUGCUCGCAACAAUCAAAAAGUGAGAGUGAAGCAAUCUGUCCACAACAAUUUUUAGUACGUGAUCACAAAUCUGUAUCAAGUCGGGAUGAAAAAAUAUCAUAAAGGAACAACCUCACCUCAACCUCUCCAUCUCUCCCCUCAUUUUAAUCACAUCAACCCAACGGACCGAAUUCUUGGAAAAAUUGGAGCACUCUCAACUUCUUCUUCUUCUUCUGCCAUCAUUAUAAAGUAAAGAAUACGAUCGAAUUUAUUAUUAUAUUUUUUGAAUGCUGCUGUGCGGUUAUCACUCUCCCGGCCCUGCUAUUGUUGGCAGUUUUACUUUAUUUUAUUUUUUUGUAGCAAGAGUGCAACCUUAACUAAUAUGAGACUAAAUUUCUGCCAUUAUUAUUUCCUUCCCUGUUUUUGUUGUUGUUGUUCUACUUAUUACAGGAUUACUCCUAUGAUAUAGUUGUACCCGUCAUAAUAAUGUCUCUCUCCUCUUAUUCCUUAUCGUUUAUAGAUAGUGUAUCCUAUAUUAUUAUUAUUAUGAGUAUGCAUAUAUCCUUAGUUAUGGAAUGGUUGUGGUGGUGCUGUAUUGCUAAAAAAUUACUUUUUAAAAGUAUAUAAUAAGUGUAGAAUGAGCUAACACGAAAAUCUUUAAUCGUCCCAGAAAAUCGUCCAGUCUUGAAAAGUUGUGAAAGUAAAACCGAAAAAAUUUAGCUGAA